This is a messenger RNA of Daldinia childiae, 3981 nucleotides long. Its product is annotated as Leptomycin B resistance protein pmd1. The record is from RefSeq and is a predicted model, not a curated record. The coding region runs from base 1 to 3981 and encodes 1326 amino acids. The transcript has 2 exons. Gene Ontology annotation, cellular component: membrane. Gene Ontology annotation, biological process: transmembrane transport. Gene Ontology annotation, molecular function: ATP binding; ATP hydrolysis activity; ABC-type transporter activity. NCBI's taxonomy places the organism in Eukaryota, Fungi, Ascomycota, Sordariomycetes, Xylariales, Hypoxylaceae.
AUGGCGGAAGGAAAAGGAGGUCGGACUGACAGUUCUCCGAAGGACAAACCGGCACGACGAAAGCUUUUUACCUUCAUUCAUCUCCUUCUGUUCUCUAAUCCAACAUGGUUGGAUCUCUGUCUCGUCAUUGGUGGCGUAAUCUUCGCUAUAGCCGCUGGUACUCCUUAUCCGCUCAUAGCCAUCCUUUUCGGUGAACUUGUCAAUAAUCUCAACGGAUUGACGUGCGAUGUUCGAUCCAAUAUCGACACGACCCAGUAUAGGGGCACUAUUGAUGGUAUUCUUGUAAAACUUGUUGCUCUUGCUGCCGCACAGUUCGUUCUCGUGUAUUUACACACAGUCUGCUGGAAUGUGCAGUCCCAACGAUUGAUGCAUAGAUUGAGGGAUCGCUACCUUCAGCACAUCUUGCGCCAGGAAGUUAGCUUCUUCGACGAUAAACACGCCGGCGAAAUAAGUGCCCGACUAGAUGAUGAGUUCACAGCUAUCCAAACCGGCACGAGCGAGAAAGUUGGCAGAUUCAUCGGCCAAUCAAGCUUCUUCGUGACGGCAUUUAUUGUCGCUUUCAUUAAACAACCAAUCUUAGCGGCGAUACUUUUCUCACUUACCCCGGCGUUCCUAGCCUUAACCUUCGCCGGCAGUUACUUCUUCAAGAAAUUUGCUGCGAAAUCCGCCACAUCAUUCGCCGCAGGAGGGUCUAUAGCAUCAGAGGCACUCUCUCGCAUUGCCAUCGUUCGAGCUUUCGAUGCAGGGCCAAGGCUCGAGGCCAAGUUCUCGAAACAUAUGGCACUCGCACACAAAUUCGCAAAGAAAAAAAGUGUCGUUGCUGGUAUACAAGCUGGGUUGCUAUAUUUUAUUGCGUACAGCUCCAACGCUCUAGCUUACUGGCAGGGAAGUCGUAUGAUCGCAGAUGCUGUUAGUGGCAAGGGAGACGCGACAUUUGGCCAAGUGUAUACUGUUGUCUUCUUACUCGUCGAUGCCUGUAUAAUUCUUGGUGGACUCGCGCCCCUUUUUCCAAUUUUUGGAGCUGCUUCAUCAGCUUACGAGAGGAUCAGGGCUGAUAUGGACCAACAUUCGCCUAUUGACGUCAAUUCUGGAGAGGAGCUCCCAUCGGGUGCUGUUGGCUGCAUCGAAAUCCACGGUGUAUCUUUUACGUAUCCGUCCAGGCCUGAAAGCUUAGCACUGAACAAUGUAGACUUGACCUUUGCAGCAGGGAAACAUACCGCUAUCGUCGGUCAAUCUGGCAGUGGAAAGUCUACGAUUGCAGCUUUGAUAAAUCGUCUCUAUAAGCCCACCAAAGGUACUGUUGCAUUUGAUGGUGUGGAUAUACAGCUGUUAAGCCCCAGAAACUUGAGAGGAUACGUCAGUUUAGUCCAACAGGAGUCCGAGCUCUUUAGGCGCUCCAUUUUCGAGAAUAUUGCUCUUGGCCUUGCGAACUCCUCUCGACCCGAACACGAGAACCUUAGAUCUAUAAUCGUGGGAGAUGAAUUGGAAAGCUUUGUUAAUACCUGUUCAGGUGAUAUUUUAAAGGAAGCAGCCAGCAAAGGGGGGCCCAUCGCGGAAAUUGCCGACCUGGUCCAGAAGGCUGCUAAUUUAGCUGAUCUGACUUUCAUCGACGCUCUCGAUCAAGGGUUUGGUACGAAGAUUGGCAUGGGGCUCGUAAGCGGCGGUCAAGCUCAAAGGAUUGCUCUGGCCAGAUCAUUGAUCCGGGACCCGAAGGUCCUAGUUCUUGAUGAGGCCACAGCGUCGUUAGAUUCGACCACAGAAAAGAGAAUCCAGGCAAGUAUCGACCGGAUAGCCGCCGGCAGGACUAUUAUCUCGAUAGCACAUCGACUCUCAACAAUCUCCCACGUCGACCAUGUUAUCGUCAUGCAAGGAGGUGAAGUAAUUGAACAAGGCACAUACCAAGAGCUUCAAGAGCGGGGCGGUGCUUUCGCAAAUCUACUCGCCUUACAGGGCCUAGACAAUCCGACAGGGAAGGGCUCGGAGCUAUCGUCUCUAAAUAAUACGGAUGCGGAAUCUUUAGACGAUGCAGUGCUUAAAGAAUUACAACUUGAGAAAAGCAGACUGGUAGAAGAGAAUGUCCAAGCCACUCCGAGCAAGGUUGUUCCGGCUGGAAUUGGAGAGUCUCUCUCCUCUAGUGAUAUCCUGACUGGCAUGAAGUGGCUAAUUAGGCCUGACUAUGGAUGGUUUGCUAUUGCUGUGCCUUGCGCAAUGGUCGUCGGCUGCACGUUCUCGGCAAUGGCUCUGAUAUUUGGCCACACUGUCAGUGCUCUUAGUGCCUGUGACGCCACAGCAUCGAGUAUUCUGUACUUGGGUUACUUCUUCAGCGGCCUCGUCUUUAUGCUUGCUGUCGUUGAAUUCCUUGCUAAUGUGGGUAGUUGGUCUAUUUUUGGCAGAAUAUCGGAGAACCUGGUUUAUCGAGUUCGUAUUCUGAGCUUCAGGACAUUGUUAAAUCAGAGUGUCGAAUGGCAUAACUCCGAGAAUCGAACCCCAACCUCUCUUCUCACCAUUAUAACAAAGGAUGGCGCCUCGAUAGCAGCGUUCAGCGGAAGCAUCAUUGCUACAGCGCUCUCCAUUAUAAUCAACUUCUUCAUUGCUAUAAUAAUUAGCCAUGCUUUCGCGUGGAAAAUCGCCCUCGUCUGUUUGGCUAUGGUGCCUAUUUUACUCGGAGCUGGAAUUCUUCAAAUCCGAGUCACUUCUCGACAUCAAGAAAGAAGUCACAAGGCAUUCGUCGAGGCGAUAGGUAUAACAGUGGAAGCUGUCAAUCAGAUUAAAACCGUCGCGAGUUUCUCGUUAGAGGAUGAAAUAAUCAACAGGUACCGAAGAGCGUUGAAAAAACCUAAAGCGAGCAUGAUUGGGGAGGCAUUACAUGCCUCUCUCUACCUCUCGAUCGCCAAUAGCACAGGCCUAUUUAUUUACUCACUAUCUUACUGGUGGGGUUCACAACUUAUCAUGCGCGGCGAAUACACUCAGACGCAAUUUUAUAUCGUGCAAGUCUCGAUGCUGGUUAGUGCGACAUUAUGGGGUCAGAUGUUUUCUCUCGCACCUGAAUUUUCGCGAGCCAAGAGUGCGGCAUCGAGAACACUGGGACUUAUUAAUCUAGGAAGCGAUAGAAGACUUGCUAAGCCUUCAGAAAUCCUUGGUUUAACAGACGGCCACAAUUCCGCAGAUGGGAAUAGUGGCCGUGACAUAGAAGCGGAAGCAGAAAGCAAGUCCCCGAAAAUAAACUCGGAAACAUCCAAAGGCGCGAGUGUCACAUUCAGAAAUGUUGCUUUUGCCUACCCAUCUCGACCAGAUCAACCAAGUCUUGGGGGGGUUUCCUUUACGGUCCAACCGGGCCAAUUUCUUGGCAUCGUAGGACCUUCAGGGGCUGGAAAAUCAACUAUCAUGAGCCUCAUCCAGGGGAUGUAUUCCCCAUCAGCAGGGUCUGUGGAGAUAAAUGGAAUGGAUAUUUCCCUUCGCGAUAACGCCGAUUUUCGCGAGAAUAUUGCAGUCGUGCCACAAGAUAGUGCAUUGUUUAAUGGUAGCAUCAAGUUCAACGUCGGCCUCGGCGCUCGUCCAAGCCAUGAGGCUAGCGAUGUCGAAAUUGAGGACGCUUGCCGUAUAGCAAACAUCCACGAUACCAUUAUAGGACUUCCGCAGGGUUACGACACAGAAUGUGGACCGAAUGGUUCGCGUCUUUCGGGGGGUCAACGUCAGAGGGUCGCAGUUGCACGUGCCCUGGUUCGACAUCCGAGUCUUCUACUGCUUGAUGAACCGUCAAGCGCUUUGGAUGCUGAGAGUGAACGAGCCGUUAGAUUAGGGAUCGAAAAUUUUGCUGCGCGGGGAAGUACAGUGAUUGCUAUAACUCAUAGACUUCAUACCAUUCAGAAGGCCGACGUCAUUUUAGUGGUGGAAGGAGGAAAAAUUGUAGACAAGGGCAGCCAUAGUGAGUUGAUGGAGCGAAGCGAGAGUUAUCGACUGAAUGCUUCACAGCAGAUUUAG